Messenger RNA from Xyrauchen texanus (razorback sucker), 5354 nucleotides. Its product is annotated as activin receptor type-1-like. Gene Ontology annotation, molecular function: SMAD binding; ATP binding; transforming growth factor beta receptor activity, type I. The transcript is spliced from 11 exons. The record is from RefSeq and is a predicted model, not a curated record. Bases 222 to 1742 code for a protein of 506 amino acids. Lineage: Eukaryota; Metazoa; Chordata; Actinopteri; Cypriniformes; Catostomidae. Gene Ontology annotation, biological process: transforming growth factor beta receptor signaling pathway; dorsal/ventral pattern formation; BMP signaling pathway. Gene Ontology annotation, cellular component: BMP receptor complex; plasma membrane.
ACGUCAUGGCGCAGUCUUUUCAGUCUCCCUGGGUGGCGGCAGACUGUCUGUCAACACGUAGAACACGACUUAGAAUAAAACACUAGAAACACGCGACGUUAGCCCAAACAUGAGUCCGCGUUGCCGUUAAAGGAUCCAAUGGGAAGACAGAAUCUGGCUAGGCACACACUGAAAGGCAGUGUUGAGAGUCACAUGAGGAUUUGUACAAUGCAGUGAACCAAAUGGGGCAUUGCAGUACCCAAAUCAUCUUCCUCAUCCUGCUUCAGAUCUUAUGGACAUCAUCUAAAGAUGUCUCCAUUGGCUGCAUGUGUGUUGGCAGUGACUGUAAUGAGCAGCAGUGUACAGGAGACCAGUGUUACACCUCUGUUAUCAUUAGCAAUGAUGUUACGACAUUCAAACGUGGCUGCCUGAUUGGACCGGAAAGCAAGCGCAUGACUUGUUCUGCAACGCCCUCUGCUAGUCACGUCGUAGAAUGUUGCUCGCAACACAUGUGCAAUGCCAACGUCUCAAAAGAGACCCUUCUUCGACUGCUACUGACAAGUCCAGAGGGAGAGAAGGCUGUCCAGUACCGUGUGGAGAUGUUGGUUUUCUUUGUUCUGGGGCCCUUCGUGGUGCUGGGUCUUCUGUCUGUGCUGGCCGUGCUGGUGUGCCGUAGACUCCAUCAUGGGCAUCUGGAAAGACUACAUGAAUUUGACACGGAACAGGGGGCCAUUGACGGGCUCAUUGCAUCAAAUGUCGGGGACAGCACGCUUGCGGAUCUGAUGGAUCACUCUUGCACUUCUGGCAGUGGUUCAGGUCUUCCCUUCCUGGUGCAGAGGACAGUUGCCCGGCAGAUCAGCCUGGUAGAGUGUGUUGGUAAGGGGCGUUAUGGGGAAGUGUGGAGAGGACAGUGGCAAGGGGAGAAUGUAGCUGUGAAGAUAUUCUCUUCCAGAGAUGAGAAGUCAUGGUUUAGAGAGACGGAAAUAUACAACACCGUUCUACUAAGACAUGAUAAUAUAUUAGGGUUCAUGGCAUCUGACAUGACUUCCCGAAACUCUAGCACUCAGCUGUGGCUCAUCACACACUACCAUGAGAACGGCUCUCUCUAUGACUACCUGCAGCGUGUUGCCGUGGAGAUGGCAGAUGGCCUGCACAUGGCAGCGUCGGUUGCUAGUGGACUGGUGCACCUUCACACAGAGAUCUUUGGCACUGAAGGAAAACCAGCCAUUGCUCACAGAGACCUGAAAAGCAAGAACAUAUUAGUGAAGAAAGAUCUGCAGUGCUGCAUCGCUGACCUGGGUCUGGCAGUAACUCACACUCAGUCAGAUAAUCAGCUUGAUGUGGGAAAUAAUCCAAAAGUGGGAACCAAGCGCUACAUGGCUCCAGAGGUGCUGGAUGAGACCAUUCAGACAGACUGCUUUGAUGCCUAUAAAAGGGUGGAUAUUUGGGCCUUUGGGUUGGUGCUGUGGGAGAUUGCUCGCCGAACCAUCAGUAACGGAAUUGUAGAGGAGUAUAAGCCACCAUUCUAUGACCUUGUGCCUAAUGACCCCAGUUUUGACGACAUGAGAAAGGUGGUUUGUGUGGAGCAGCAAAGGCCGUUCAUUCCCAACCGCUGGUUUUCAGAUCCUACCCUGUCUGCUCUGGUGAAGCUGAUGAAAGAGUGCUGGUACCAGAACCCCUCAGCCCGUCUCACUGCCCUGCGCAUCAAAAAGACUCUGGAUAAAAUCCACAGCUCUCUAGAGAAGGGCAAAACCGACUGCUGAGGAUAGAAGAGUAGAACUACUGACCGAUGCCCACUCAUUAAACAAACUCACUGUGUGUCGCGAGACCUUUGGAUUCACUGGCAUCUGUCCAAACAUCAUCAUGUUGAUUAAUCGCUUUUUGUUCUUCCUGUCCAUUGGCAUAAAAACAUCUUUAUGGAAAAUUGUCUGAAAAGGGACAAUGUGUCUUUUAUGGGUUGUUCUUUGUUUCCCCGCUGACCCCUGUUUGACCACAUUUUCCCUCCAGAAGCUUGCAUAAAGGAGAACACUUCAAAACUAUGAAGAUAUUUUAUCUUUAUGGAAUUUUGUUUUACGUGGUUUGACUAACAGGCCUUUGAUUGAACCUUUCAUGUAAGUGCUUUCUUAACACAAUCACAUUGUCUGUUUAGCCAUUUGAGAACCUCUAAGGUAUUUACUUUUUAAAACAAAGAUACACACUAAAAUGCAAUCAUUACUCAUAGUCUUUGCAUGUUUCUUAAUAAUUCUGGAAAAACUUCAUAUAUGAAGUGAUAUCACUUUUUGAGUGCUUUUAGAAAUCUGAGCUUCUCAAAGGUCAUUGUCCUGUCUUGUAUACAAGUUGAAAUCUGUGACUCUGAUCAUGUAACAUUUAAGAGGUGCUGAAUUUGCUUUAGUGGUCGUGGAAUUUCAGCUGUACUUGUGUUAUAAAAUUCUGUUACAAAACGCCACUGUAAAGUAGAGAACUAAAGACUAAUAUCUUGAAUUAGGCUCAUUUGAUAAGAGAUGGUUAAAGGGAAAAACAAUUGUCACAUUUUACUCACCCUCUUUUACCAAACUGAGACAAUUAUCUUCUGUGGAACACAAAAGAUGCUUUGAAGAACGUGUACAGCUUUUUUUUUCCCCAAACACAUAGUGACCAGGGGCUGUCAAGUUCCAAAAUGCACCAUAAACGUGGUUUGUAUGAUUUGUUUUUCUAUUGUUUGUAGUUGAGUUGACUACAGCCUUUUAAUGCUGUGAAAUGCUCUCAUCUACCCUUCUGUCCACAAAAACCUGGGUUCAUGGGAUUAUUUUAAAUUUGACUGGUAAAUUGUAGUGGCCAAACAUAUGUGAAAUCCCACAAAUGUGCAAUUAAAGUAAAUCUGGAGUGUUUUCAAUAUAAGCACACCGAACCAAACUCUGAGCACUCAGGACACCAGACAUAGAAUUUGUUUGUAUUGAGUGCAAUACCGUUAAAACACAUGUGCAAUACAUUACACCGACCCUUGUUACAUGUAUUCAAGAAUGCACUACAAAGACAAAACACAACUGUGCUUUCAGACAAUUUAAUUAAUUAAAUUGUCAUCAUGAUUUCAAUUUUAUUUCGAUUAAUCAGUCAGUCCUAGAACAAACUGAAAUGUAUUUUGCACUAAAAAAAUCUUUCCCUACAACGUAGUUCUCAAAUCUCAUUAGCACUUCUGCAGAUUUCUAAACUUGGCACGUCUCGUUACAUAGUGUUAUUAUAUUUCGUUUUACGAAAUGAUAUGUGCAUCAUGAAUGAGAUUAAAGAGCUUCAGCAGAGGGGAAUAUUUUCAGUGAUUAAUGGCUUAGAUUUUGGUCUGUUUCUCGCACAAAGCGAUACAAUGUUUUCAGAAGACUCUGAAAGCAACGUACAAAUAAUUUUAUGCCUUUUUUUCGUCCUUGAGCUCACUAGUCAUGUAUUAUUUCAUUGUAUGGGAAAGAAACGAGUUGAAAAUUACAUAAAAUCUCAUCUGUUAUCCACAGAAGAAAAAAUGUCAUAAGUUGAUAUGAGAGUGAGUGAAUGAUGACAUGAUGAGUCUGGUCAUGUUCAAGCACCCAGUGAGUGCUUUCUCUAACACAAGACCUUUCUAACCUGAUAUGGAGACUGGACACCAUUAAUUUUAUGCCUCUAUGCCUGCCUGACAAGAGCCAUCAUAGCACUUGUGCUUUUUUUGUAGCAAUGUCUCUUCUUCGGCUUGCUCUCUUUUCUCUCCAGUCUAUUUCGUGCUCUGUCUUUUUUGCUCUCACUGGCAUGUAUACUUGAAAUGUUUCUUCCCUGACAAUCAACAGCUGUCCAGUACAGCCUGAAUUGAUUUCCAAUGUUACGCUGAAUCCUUAAUUUUGAGUUUUCAAGGUGACGUGUCAACACAAUUAACAAAGCUAGUCGUCUUAAGCAGACUCCGAUUUUGUGAACUUGCAUAGCCUAUUUGUUUGACCUCAUGCUUUUUUUAACGCUUUUGUAUCCCAUUUUCGACGUAUGCCAUAAACUGAGGGAAUGCAAAUUAUUUUUUCUAACAACUUUGACAAUUAUUUAAAAUUGCAAAGUCACACUUGUGUAAGAUUUAUGAGGUUCACAAAGGAAACACAAUCUUGAUUUACAUGUCCGAAGUCCAACCUAUUUGUCUGUGUACAUAACUUUUGUGUUGAGUGGAAUUGUACAAUAAGUUUUAAAUGGGAAAUGUUUUGAAGAAGCUUUUACAAAGCUUAGGAAAUAGUUUUUAAGUAGAUUAAACGCUACUUGAGAUGGCUGCCUUCUGCUUAGCGCUGGUAACUUUUGCGCUCCCCAAAAAGACAGAAACGUUUACAUAUUGGUGUUUUACCAAGGAAUUUGUGUAGGAAUUCAACUACAGGAAUUUGCAUUGUGAACUGUGAAUAUAUGCUGUAAUGAAGAACCCAUAUUUAUGACACAAAAUGAACAUAAAAUGUAAGACUUAAUAAUGCAUUUCAGAUCUCAGCAUCUCUUUGCUUUAGAAGUGUUACGAGACCGAUAUUAUUUUAUUGCAUUGUUCGUCACAUCUUAACUACCUACUAGCCCUUGUGUUUUACAAAAGGUUAUCAAUGCAGAAAGAAAGCUUUCUUUUGAACCAGACAUUACAAGAACCGUAUUGCAGAUUAUCAUGCAUCUGUAUUUAGAUUUUUCCUGUAUAGGGAGGUGAGCUAAAUGAGGCCUUAUGAAAGGUUCCCAAUUGGUUGACUCUGUUGGGAAAUGGCCUCCUUAUCUGCUGUGAUAUUUACAGGACAUCUUCAGCCUCUCUAUGAUAAACCAGUGCUUUGUAGCUGGACCUGCUACUGGCUGAAGGAGACUGACACUGAAUCAGUCUUGUACCCCUUAGUAACUGUCUUACAAACAAGAAAAAAUACAGGUGCUGAAAUAAACUUAGAAGUCUCAUAGCUUGCUUUCUUAGAUAUGCACUUGAACUGGAAAGGAUCUAAAAGGAAUGUGAGGUUUUACAUUUAGCCGGAUUGAAAAAUCCUUUAUGAAUCUUAAUGAAUUUAUUUGGUGCUGUACACAAAAACACUCAUGCUUAGAUUUUUAUGCCAGUAAAGAGGCAUCCACCACACUGUUAACCAAAAUAAUCUUUAUUGUCUACAUUCAUUUAACAGCUUAUUGUUGGACAAAAUCUGAUGUAUUUACAUGAUAUAAAAAAAUGAAAUCUCACGCUGGGCUUUUAUUGGAACUAUACAGUGCUUUCAUUUCUCCAAAUAUUUAUCUUUUUCCUAUAUUCUCAUUUAAUGUGGACAUGGCUCAAUCAUCACCAACUAUUGUCAGAUUCUUCAACAAUCACAGCUAAAAAAAACAAUUGAGCUUGAUCCUUUACUUUCCAUGCUAUCUAUUCAUAUGCUAUGGGUACAAAUACUUCAUGGCAUGCUUUGUUAAAU